Messenger RNA from Pyricularia pennisetigena, 1815 nucleotides. RefSeq lists its product as uncharacterized. The transcript has 2 exons. The coding region runs from base 1 to 1815 and encodes 604 amino acids. NCBI's taxonomy places the organism in Eukaryota, Fungi, Ascomycota, Sordariomycetes, Magnaporthales, Pyriculariaceae. Gene Ontology annotation, molecular function: heme binding; iron ion binding; oxidoreductase activity, acting on paired donors, with incorporation or reduction of molecular oxygen. The record is from RefSeq and is a predicted model, not a curated record.
AUGCUGGGUACGAAAUUCAGGCCCAUCACCAUAAUCGCGGUCGUGGUGGCGUACAUCAUCACGCUGCGACAAGAGAGAUGGACAAUACUUUGCUUCCUUCAAAGCUUUAUCGGCGCAUGGCUUGCCGCCUUCUCGUGCUGGGCCCUGUGGGCAACACAGCUAUACCCCAAAUUGUUCUCUCCGCUGCGUCAUCUGCCUGAGCCGAAGGGCAAUUCGUUUUGGCACGGGCAGUUCAAGAAGAUUAGUGAUGAGCCAGGCGGUGCUCCCAUGGUCGAGUGGGUACAUACUGUCCCCAACGAGGGCGUGAUCAAAUACAAGGGCUUCUUCAACCGCGAGCGCCUCCUCCCCGUCAGCCCCAAGGCCCUCGCUGAGGUCCUGGUCACCAAAAACUAUGAUUUUGCCAAGCCGGCGCAGAUGCGGACAACCAUCGGGCGCAUCCUCGGCAUCGGCAUCCUCCUGGCCGAGGGAGACGAGCACAAGGCCCAGCGCCGCAACCUCAACCCGGCCUUUGCUUUCCGUCACGUCAAGGACCUGUACCCCAUCUUCUGGGCUAAAUCGCGCGAGGCCGUCGAGGCCAUGACAACCAAGGUCUUGCAGGACUCGGACCGCGCGCACCAGCAAGGCAAGGGUAGCAAUGGCACCGCCACCCAAUCCACACCGACGGAUGACGAUAUCGCCAACGCCCAGCUGCCUCCCGGCACAGCAGUCAUGGAGGUCGGCCAAUGGGCUUCGCGCGCGACGCUCGACAUUAUCGGCGUGGCCGGCCUGGGCCGCGAUUUUGGAGCCAUCCGAGACCCGGACAGCCAGCUGAUUUCCACCUACCACUCUCUCUUCAAGCCGUCCCGCCAGGCACAAAUCCUCGGGCUGCUGCACGAGGUCAUCCCCGGUUGGAUCAUUACGCGGCUGCCCAUGCGGCGCAACAACGACAUCCACCAGGCCGCAAAAUUCAUCCGCAGCGUGUGUCGGGACAUGGUGAGGGAGCAAAAGGAGAAGCUCACCGCCGGAAAGGAUGAAAAGGGAUCGCAGGACAAAAACAUACUCAGCGUCGCGCUCCGCAGCGGCGGCUUUACCGACGACAACCUGGUCGACCAGCUCAUGACCUUCCUUGCCGCCGGGCACGAGACGACCGCUACCGCCAUGACCUGGGCCAUCUACAUGCUUUCGCGGUACCCCGAGGUGCAGGACAGGCUGCGGGAGGAGAUCAGGAGCAGGCUGCCGUCGCCGGAGUCUGGCGAGGGCGUCACGAGCAGCGACAUCGACAGCAUGCCGUACCUCAACGCUGUCUGCAACGAGGUCCUGCGCUACUACGGCCCCGUGCCCCUGACCAUCAGGGAGGCGGCCCGGGACACCAGCAUCCUGGGCAACUUUGUGCCAAAGGGGACCCGCAUCUUCAUUGGAAUCUGGGCCAUCAACAAGUCCAAGGAGCUCUGGGGUCCCGACGCAGACCAGUUCAAGCCCGAGAGGUGGCUGGACGACGAGAAGACGGCGACGGCGACUGCAACCGGCGGUUCCACCGAGAACGCGGACGGCUCCGAGUCGGAUAACCAAAGAGGCGGUGCGAAAAAGGCCGCGUCGGGCGGCGCCUCGUCCAACUACUCCUUCAUGACGUUCCUUCACGGCCCGCGGAGCUGCAUCGGGAGCGGCUUCGCCAAGGCCGAGUUCGCGGUGCUGCUGGCCGCCUGGGUCGGGCGCUUCCAGUUCAGGUUGCGGCACGACGAGGAGCACGACGAGGCCAAGGUCGUGAUAAAGGGGGGUGUCACGUCCAGGCCGGCCAAGGGCAUGCACGUCAAGGCCACGGUUCUAGAGGGAUGGUAG